This is a messenger RNA of Owenia fusiformis, 2670 nucleotides long. NCBI's taxonomy places the organism in Eukaryota, Metazoa, Annelida, Polychaeta, Sabellida, Oweniidae. The record is from the annotation of a GenBank genome assembly.
CGCUCCGGAGUAGAAAAAAUGGCGGGGGGAAAUGACGAUCUUUCCAACAAUUUCCCCAAUAUUGGGACUAAGAGGUAUGUGUUACUUAUUUGGAGUAAAACAUUCGAUGGACGUGGUAUUCCGGUUUUACUUGGCUGACUGUUGAAUCUCUAAGCAAUUUGGAAGAGCUGUACGAAGCAGUAUAGUUAUCAAAAUUCAUAAACGUAUUUGUCAAUCUGCCGGUUCGAGACCUUUUUGUCGACACAUAUGAUUAGUUGAGCAAAGAUUAGAGCAUCAAAGUAUACUUUAUUCAAAUCUCAAAGAUAUAAGGCACCAUACAUUAUCGUAUUUGUAAUUAAAUGCCCGCAAAUCCAGUCUAAAAAUGAUGCCAUUCUCAUAUUCAAGAAACGCUCCGUUCUGAUUUACAUGUUGAAGCGGAAACGCUAUGGUAAAGGAGAUAUGUUUAGAAAAUAUAUACUCUUGAUUCUCAAUUUCAGGAAGAGAAAGAAAAGAUCAUCUCUUUCCCUGGGAAUCAAAAGAAGGAAAAUGUCGAAUGAAACAUAUAUUAGUGAUUUAACUACUAGUAAUCAAUCAUUCAAGACGCCAUCACCGUCCAAUAGACUGAGUACUAUUAAUUUAAGGGACCUGCACAAAAAUGCACCCAAUAAAAAAAGACACGUCAAAAAACCCAAAAAGACACUAUUUCAAUCAUCAGCUGACACACAGUAUGAAAGAGAUCUGAAGAGAGCACAAAAACUUGUUCCUGAUGUUGUUUCAAAUCUGCGAUUGAACAAGUUUUGUCCCGAGUUUUUAAUGCUUCUUGAUCUCCUUGCUAAUAAUAGGCUCCCAAUGGACAACAUAUGCUGGCUAUUAUUUUUGGAUGUUGUGAGGUGGUUUUCUCUAGAAAACACAAGUCGCAUGACUUACAGCAUAAAGACAUUAACAUUCUGGAAAAUAGGCUACAGGCUCUUCCAUGGAAAAUUUAUUCGCUUCAUGAGUGGACCCAAGUCAUGUGGAAGUUUGAUAAAAUCUGAUGAAGAAACUGGUGAGUACAGGUACGAUCCACAAGAUCCUGAACAUUGCAUCAAUUUUGCCACUCCUAGCAUUUCUGUCGUCAGCAACUUUAUGGGUGUUGAUAUCAACAUACCACGUGUUCUCAAACCUGGUAUCAUCAAAGAGUGUGUACCCAUGCUUGAUCAAAACAAGAAAUACGUUCUGAGUGUCGAUGGUAAACGAACGGCUGCUGGACUCUCCAAAGAAGGCGGUGAUAUAGAUUUAUUCGGCAAUGAGCCUGAACAAUCUCUUGAAGAAAAGCAAAAGGAAAUCGAGGCUGAAAUCAUGUUCGUUCGUGAUAUAAAAAACAAAUUACACGAUGCUGAAAGGUCAACGGACUAUCUUUCUUUGAUAACAAAAUGUUCGUCUCGAAUAGAACAACUUCGAAAAACAAAUCGCAAUCUCAAACUUGGUCUCAUUAAAUUCAAGAAACUUGGUGGAGACAACUGGCGUAAUUCGAAGUGGAUUUGGGCAAUAAGCAGUACCCAAGCUAUGCUUGAAGAAAUCAGAGUAGCGAUUCUGAUGCUAUUAGAAGUAAACGACCUUAUUGGUAUGAUUGUAAUUGAUACAUCACAAGCACCAGUUCGGGAAAUUGCAAUGCAGAAUGCAGUUAAAGAUCGCCUUGAGGUAACAUGCCAGCCCAAUUGGGUACGAUUGAGAGACAGUGACCUAGCCGAUUCCAAUACUUUAUUUCUGGAACAACGUACGGAGAAAUGGCAUUGCGUUAGGGCUAAUUAUAGGAUAACGGGUACGUUUAAACAGACUAAAAAUAACAUUGCAGUAAUCCCCCAGGAAUUUUUCUCAAGUGGUUGCAAAAUUCUCAUUUUUACAAUUCAGACCAAAACUAAAUAUGCCAAUUUUUCACAAUUCCAGGAAGGUGCAAAUGGAUUUUCAGGUGAAUUGUAAUGUUGAUUGAUAUAAUACUAAGACGUACAUUUGAAUCUUGUCGUCUUGGAGUAUCUUGUGUUGCUUGUUUGAGUCUGACUUUCUUCUAAGCGUAACCCUUUUAUAAUUUAACAAGCAGGACUUAAGUCCCUAGUUUUAAAGUCACCACCCAUGGUUGAAUCCAGUCACUGGAAAAAUGUAUACGUAAGAUUUUCGUAUAUUCACAUUAGAAAGACAAUAACUCGUAGCUAUAGCUUUUCAAUUUCUACGAUCCCCGUAGAAUUGGUAAGCCGUAGCCAAACCCCAAAAGGUAGCUUAAAGACGGGUGUACGAUCGAUUUGCGGAUAUUCUAAGAUUUGAUGUGUUACAAUUGACCAUUUCACACGACAGAAGAAUUGCCACAAAGCCUCCUUGGUAUUAGUAAAAAACUGUCUGCCAUAGGGGCGCCCUAAGGUGACACGCGUCAUUAUUUCAAAGGCCAAAAAAUCAAAAUACGCCAUGAGGGUAUCGUAGUAAAUGUGAUUGCAAAGCAUCUGACCGUGGACUGUGGAAAUGCCAUUGGUCGUAGAAACAGUAGAUCGUAUGAUCGCCGUAGCGACUGAGAUGACUGAGAUAUAAAACUGUAAAAUGUAAAUUUCAACCAGGGACUUUUGUGAGGUGAAUCGCAUAUUGCAUGAGAUUCCUAUAAACCUAUAAGCAUGUCUGGUGAAUGAAUGGUUGAGGUUGUGUUGGAGUAUAUUUAUUCAUAAAUAA